Amphibalanus amphitrite is the source of this 2455-nucleotide messenger RNA. Its product is annotated as glycine receptor subunit alpha-4-like. Gene Ontology annotation, cellular component: membrane; neuron projection; synapse. Gene Ontology annotation, molecular function: transmembrane signaling receptor activity; extracellular ligand-gated monoatomic ion channel activity; chloride channel activity. Bases 454 to 1869 code for a protein of 471 amino acids. The record is from RefSeq and is a predicted model, not a curated record. The transcript is spliced from 10 exons. Lineage: Eukaryota; Metazoa; Arthropoda; Thecostraca; Balanomorpha; Balanidae. Gene Ontology annotation, biological process: signal transduction; regulation of membrane potential; chloride transmembrane transport.
AUCGUACAACGCUGAUAAUUUAGCGAAGACAAAACUUUAUUUUGGAUCAGAAAAUGAAUACAUGGAGGAACACUCCGGUUAACAACAAACACCAGUUUCAUUUGUGCCUUUAUAUCAAUGCCAAACAUAGGUCAUGGCCAUGACUUACUUACACCACAUCAAAAACACACAGCACCACACGAGACAGUGCUUCCGUGCUUGAGAUCGUCCUCUGGCCGGUAGCUGGUAGCUAGGACCCAGUCUGGGCUUCACCUCUGCCGUUGGGCAGCGGUCCCGUCGUCCCGUCGUCCCGUCGGACGGCCGCGAGCUGCGCCGCCGACCGACGGAGGGGCGUCGAGCCGCAGUCGACCCGCAGUGCUGUGCCGUGUCGGGGCGGUGACCCGUGCAGAGGACCGAGGAGUGCGAUUGGAGCGGAUAAGAGAACGGGAGCAGAGCGUGGCGCCACCAAAGGACAUGGUGGCCGCGCGGGCGACGGCUCCUCUGCUGAUGCUGGCGAUGAUGCCGGUGGCCGUCGUGCCCGAGGUCCUGUUGGCCCUCUCCCCGGCGGCCACUGCCGAACAAGGUGCAGAAGAUGACGCCUCGCCGGGACUCAGUCGACCAAAAGGAAUGGAUUCCCUGGGUCCACUGGAGUUCAGCGAUAUCUUCCCAGGCAACAAGUAUCUCUACGACAAAAUGAGGCCUCCGAAAUAUAAAGGGAAGGCUACACAGGUCUACUUCCAUGUAACCGUGAUGAGUUUGGACUCCAUCGACGAAGGAUCCAUGACGUACGCUGCCGACAUCUUCUUUGCGCAGAGCUGGCGAGAUGAACGGCUCAGGUUCAACCAGAAGAUGCAAAACCAAACCGGAUACUACAGGCUUUUACCAGUUCACUGGCUCAAGGAAAUCUGGCAUCCAGACUCCUACUUCAAAAAUGCCAAGCAGGUCACCUUUCAAGAGAUGACUAUACCAAAUCAUUAUGUGUGGCUUUACAACGAUAAUAGCAUCCUCUAUAUGGUCAAGCUAACGCUGGUGCUCUCCUGCGCUAUGAACUUUCACUACUACCCCCACGACAUGCAGCAGUGCUCGAUGAAAAUUGAAAGCUUGUCUCACACCACCGACGACCUGGUGUUCCUGUGGGACCCUAACGUGCCGCUGGAGGUGGAUCCGAUCGAACUGCCGCAGCUGGAUCUAGUCUCCAACAUCACCGGCGACUGCACCCACAUCUACGCCACCGGAAGUUUUACCUGCGUGGAGGUCGUCUUCACCUUCCGCCGCCGCCUGGGCUACUACCUCUUCCACACGUACAUCCCGACGUGUCUGAUCGUCAUCAUGUCUUGGAUCUCGUUCUGGAUCCGGCCGGAGGCUGUGCCGGCCCGUGUCACCUUGGGAGUGACCUCUCUGCUCACGCUCUCAACGCAGCACGCCAAUUCACAGAAGUCUCUGCCGCCCGUGUCUUACAUCAAGGCGGUGGACGUGUUCAUGAACGCGUGCACUGUGUUCGUGUUCCUCUCGCUGAUGGAGUACGCCAUGGUGAACGUCAUCAUGGGUGACCUGGUGGACGCUGACGAGUCCCUGGUGCGGCGCAGCAUCCGUUCGGUGCGACGGAGACUGACAGUGCGCCGGCGCCGCGCGCCCGGCGGCAUCAAGACGGAUGGCGAGGGCCUGCCGAUGAGCGACGGGCCACGCGACGCCGCCUCCCUGCACAACGGGGCCAUCUUUUCGGCGGCGCUGCCGCAGCCGUCGGCGUUUCUGCGCGACACGUCACAGGAGCAGCGGCACCGGGCCAUCCUGGUGGACCGGUUCUCGCGCGUGUUCUUCCCUUUGUCGUUUGUGGUACUGAACACCGUGUACUGGGUGGUGUUCUAUUUCAAUGGACCGCAGCAGGUCUGAUACAGUGCGGAACAGAACAGGCGAAGGGGUGACGUGAGGAGCCGACAGGACGGUCGAGAGAAACGAUAUGCUCGUGAUGUGUCGUGAAAUGUUGGAAAAGGACACCGCCGGUGGACCUACAUAAUUGAGUGAGAUAUAGACAAGGAGCGCUGCGUUGUCUGUGUCGAACGGCAUAGGUUGGCGACGUGCAGUGCAAUGAAUUAUACGACAGUGGGGAGCUGGGAAGCCUGGGUGCAGCGGCAUCCUGGGCUUUGAAGACAUGCUUGAAAUGGUGCGCUCAUUUCGCGAAGUGUUACUAUUUUUAGUGAAGUGCAAAGUUCGUUAUCUCACAUGCCCGAUUAUAGGAUGAGUGCGUAAAACACAUCCUUAUAUGGAAUGUUGAAUAUGGUAAUGAGAAGAAACACAUUCCUCCUCCGCUUUAAAAUAUUGUUGACAUGCAAGCACUGACAUGUAGUUCUUUUUAGUAGCAACAUCUCUAACAUCUACCUCUAUUUGUAGCUAGUCAUGCUACUGCUUAUGCUGUCUCGUGGAAUGGUGGUGACUUUAACCCGCGCACCGACGGGGGUCUGCGCCAACUUAGUACCGA